Molecule: messenger RNA, 1294 nt
Organism: Gossypium raimondii (Peruvian cotton)
Lineage: Eukaryota; Viridiplantae; Streptophyta; Magnoliopsida; Malvales; Malvaceae
Product: vacuolar protein sorting-associated protein 32 homolog 2
Exons: 7
Coding region: 200-856 (218 amino acids)
Biological process (GO): late endosome to vacuole transport via multivesicular body sorting pathway; vesicle budding from membrane
Cellular component (GO): multivesicular body; cytoplasmic side of plasma membrane; ESCRT III complex
Source: RefSeq, a predicted model, not a curated record
UGACUGCCGCGUGGAAAGCCGACAACUUAAACCGUCGUGAAGACGAGGCAAAGCUAAUACAGUUUCUUUCCCUCGUAAAACAACACGCUGAAGCAAAAUAAAAAAAGGGAAAAUCAAAAUCAAAGUCCUCAAAUCCCUCAAAUCUCUAAAAUCUCAAGUUUUACAGGCGAUCGGGGAUUUUGAUCUCAAAGAGUUCAUCAUGUUUAAUCGACUGUUCAGGAAACCUAAGCAGGAAACAAAUGCUCUAACCACGUUAGAUAAAUUAAACGAGACCCUUGAAAUGUUAGAGAAAAAAGAAAAAGUACUUGCGAAAAAAGCAGCUGCAGAGGUUGAAAAGGCGAAGGAACUUGCGAAAGCAAGAAACAAGAGAGCGGCUGUACAGUGCUUGAAGAGGAAGAGACUAUAUGAACAGCAAAUAGAACAGCUUGGAAACUUCCAGCUUCGUAUUCAUGAUCAAAUGAUAAUGUUAGAAGGAGCCAAAGCCACAACCGAGACUGUAGAUGCUUUGAGAACUGGAGCAUCUGCAAUGAAGGCAAUGCAGAAAGCAACUAAUAUAGAUGAUGUUGACAAAACAAUGGAUGAGAUCAAUGAACAAACCGAGAACAUGAAACAGAUUCAGGAUGCACUUUCAACUCCUAUUGGAGCUGCAGCUGAUUUUGAUGAGGAUGAAUUGGAAGCAGAACUCGAAGAACUUGAAGGUGCUGAGUUGGAAGAACAGCUUCUCCAGCCAGCAACAACUGCUCCAGCAGCUCCAGUCCAGGUGCCUGCUGGCAGACAACCAGCUCGUCCUGUUCCUCAGAAGCAUACUGCUGAGGAAGAUGAACUUGCUGCAUUGCAGGCUGAGAUGGCACUUUAAGGUAAUCCAUUCUAGUCCAGUUUGUUUCGGGAGAAUCACAGAUGGUGCACAAAGCAUUGCUAGUCGAUGUUGAUCUAGAUAGCUAAGUCACCAAUUAUAGCGGUACUGGACUGAUCCUUUCAAUGCUAAUCGUUUUUCUUUCUUUCUGUACUGUUUUUGUUGCUGUCUGCAGUUCAUGUUGCAUAGAAUGAAAGAGAUACCACACUGUAUUAUUGAAUCUGCCCCUUUAAUUUGUGCGCAUCUAAUCUUUUACGUACACUGUACAUGGAGAUCGCGUGAACCGAACAAAACCCUCUCUUUUUUUUUCGUGUUCUUUCGAUGAACACUUGUUAUAUUACACGAAUCCUUGUAGCUAUCUUGACUUCCUGUGUAAUGUCAAACUACUUAGUGAUAUCAAAGUAUAUGUCAAUAAGAACAUUUGAUGUUUUUUAGUCUCAA